Messenger RNA from Miscanthus lutarioriparius, 1113 nucleotides. The record is from the annotation of a GenBank genome assembly. Lineage: Eukaryota; Viridiplantae; Streptophyta; Magnoliopsida; Poales; Poaceae.
AUGACGGUCGGCGUCGCUCUCUUGCUCGACCUCACUUCCCGCCUGCCCCGCGCUGUGGCAUCCGCCGCCUCCGCCGCCGCCCACUCCCACCCCGGCCUCUCCGCCGCCGCCUUCGCCGCGACUGCGGCGGCCGCGUUCUCGUCCUCCGGGGUGCCCCUCUCCGCGCGCCACCUCUUCGGGUUCGUUCCCCUCCCCCCUAUUGCCCCUCCUCCAUCACGUCUUGCUAGGCUUCUUUCGCUUUUUCAUGGGUUUACUGUUGCUCAUUGUGAUGCUGGCACAACUGCUGGAUGGAAUGAUGGUUCUGAUGAUCUUGUUAAUGAGCUUAAUACCAAGAUUCUUGACUCCAUGCAAUAUGCAAGAAAAGACUACUUCCACAACACAACAAAGGAAUACCCUUCGGAGCUGAAGCCACUCUUUUCUGCCUUUGGGUUGAAAAAUUUUACUAUCACAACCCUGAGGUCUUUUCUGUUAUAUUAUUUGCCACUCAUACAACCUAAACCUCACACUGAUUCUGAGGAUGAGGAUGACGAUCUGCUUCAUGAUGCUCAAGAUAAACCUGUGGAUCUGGUUGCUCCCUUCUACAAUUCAGUGAAGCAAAUCAUGCGUGAGACUUCUAUUGUAACGACCAGACGAGUAUUGGAAAGGAUUGUAGUUCGUCAUGUUUCACAAAGAACAGCAUGGAAACUUCUCAAAGAUGCUUCAAAAUCAUCAAAAAGGAAAGCUGCAAGGGGGAUGUCAACUCCACAGUACACAUACUGUGUUGCCAGAACAACUUUCCGAGCACAUGCACUGGGAGUAUCUGCUGCUUGGGUUGUGCAAUCAAUAAUUGAAGUAUACAGAUGUUUCAUCCGUAAGCCUAGCGAUGACUAUGAAGCACUACCAAGCGACAGCGAUGACCAGUUUCUUGAUAUGAAUAAAUUCAGAUUGUUUGGGAGGAAGAUUUAUGGGAUUACCAUCAAAAGUUGUUUCUCAUUGGUUUUGGCCUCAGUUGGAGCAGGCCUUGGUGCCCUCGUUCAUCCAGUGCAUGGACAAUGGUUUGGCUGUGCCUUGGGAGAUGUUGCAGGGCCGAUUAUUGCUAUAAUUGUUUUUGAGAAGAUGCAGCUGCCACUAUAA